Messenger RNA from Sinocyclocheilus grahami, 1073 nucleotides. RefSeq names its product tetraspanin-4-like. Bases 1 to 756 code for a protein of 251 amino acids. The transcript is spliced from 7 exons. Lineage: Eukaryota; Metazoa; Chordata; Actinopteri; Cypriniformes; Cyprinidae. The record is from RefSeq and is a predicted model, not a curated record. Gene Ontology annotation, cellular component: plasma membrane.
AUGGGGAGGGAGAAAGAUUCAGGAGAGGAGGGUCUUGGAAAAGAAUGGAUUCUCUGGAGACCAGCAGGGGGAGGAGAGAGGGAAAGAUGCACCGUUAUUUUUCUUUACCUGUGCUUGUUUGUGCAGUUGGGAGGAUGUGGUUUAUUUGGUGUUGGGGUGUGGCUCGGCUUUACACAGUCAGAGUUUUCAUCUCUACCACUGUCCUUCCCUUCACUCUCCGCGGCCAACCUACUGCUUGUUGCUGGAGGCGUCACCAUGGUAACAGGGUUCCUCGGAUGCCUUGGUGCUCUGAAAGAGCAGAAGUGUCUAUUGAUGACGUUUUUUGUGAUCCUCUUGUUUCUAGUCCUGACAGAAGUGGCACUGACUUUGGUUUUGAGUGUGUAUCAUGAAGAGUUGGACAAGAAAGCCAAGGAUGACCUAAGAGAGGGAAUGAAAGACUAUCUCACAAAUGAGGGGCUAAAAAAAUCCUGGGACAACAUGCAGAGAAUUUUCAAGUGCUGUGGUGUGAGCAACCACACUGACUGGCACAACAAAACGUCCAGUGGCAAACCUCCUGAAUCCUGCUGCAGAGAUAAUACUGAACGCUGCCAUCACUGGGAAGAGCCGUGCUAUGAGAAGGCCAAAGACUGGCUUUUGGCUAACAUCACCUCAGUGCUUGGGUUUGGAGUUUGCAUUGGAAUCGUUCAGAUUCUUGCUUUGGUGUUCUCCAUGCUGAUGUACUGCCAAAUCCUACAUGUAGAAAAAUACAUGGACUGACCCUACCUUCGCCCCAUUGUGCCAGGGGCUCUUUAAAACAUAAUUCCCAAUAUGUAAUAAAUGUUUAAAUGGGCUUGCCUAUUAGAGAUACUGGACGUGAUAUGCAUGUGCACAUAAAUUAUGCAGUUGCACUUAGGAAGAAGCUCAGAUGAAUUUCAGAUAAAUGAAUUGACCAGGUAAAUGCCUAAAUAAUUCAUCUGUGCUUAAGAAAAGAUGCUUAAAUGAAGAUAAAGUGAAUGUAUACAGCAGGUGGAAAAGUAAAUCCUAGUAUCAUUGCACUCUUUGUUAAAUACCCUUAUAACGGCUUGCAAUGAACU